This is a messenger RNA of Durusdinium trenchii, 772 nucleotides long. The record is from the annotation of a GenBank genome assembly. Lineage: Eukaryota; Dinophyceae; Suessiales; Symbiodiniaceae.
GGAUUGUGAGGCACAACUACUUUGCUUUUGGGUGUGCGUUGGUGGUGAUCAUCAACUCGAUAUUCAUCGGGGUUGAGGUGCAGAUGAGUCUGGACCAUCCGGAGGGAUUGCCCUUGGCAGUGAAUGUGAUCCAGUAUUCCUUUGCCACGUUCUUCGUUUUAGAGCUGAUCCUGCGAAUUUGUGCGGAUGGGCGCCGGUUCUUCUGCGGCGAGGAUUGGAAGUGGUCAUGGCUGGAUAUAUUUGUAGUGAUGACCUCCUUGUGGGAAGUCUUCGCAGAUGUUUUGGUGGCUUUCCAGAUUGAGGGCAUGAGUGGCUUGAAGGCUCUCCGGAUCAUGCGGAUUACCCGUAUCAUGAAGGUGGUUCGCCUCAUGCGCGUCUUUCGUUUCGUCAUGGCCUUCCGCACCUUGAUCGCCUCCAUCUCAGACACGCUCAAGUCCCUGUUCUGGGCCCUUAUGCUGCUGGCGGUGAUUAUUUACGUCUUCGCGGUGCUGUUUACGCAGGCAGUCAAUGACUAUGUCUUGGACACCGAUACUCCGAAGCUUUCUCCACAGAAGCAAGAAGCGGUGAAUGCUGCCAUCGAACGCUACUUUAGCUCGCUCUUUGAUACCAUGCUGAGCCUCUUCAUGGCCAUUGCCAAUGGCGUCAGUUGGCACGAGCUGGUGGAGCCAUUGAGGAGCAUCCAUGUUGUGUGGGUCGCCCUGUUCCUUUUCUACAUCUUUUUCACUUAUUUUGCUGUCCUCAACGUUGUGACGGCGGUGUUUUGCCAAACAGC